This is a messenger RNA of Fusarium coffeatum, 1458 nucleotides long. RefSeq lists its product as uncharacterized. NCBI's taxonomy places the organism in Eukaryota, Fungi, Ascomycota, Sordariomycetes, Hypocreales, Nectriaceae. The transcript has a single exon. The record is from RefSeq and is a predicted model, not a curated record. Bases 1 to 1458 code for a protein of 485 amino acids.
AUGCGUGGAAUACCCGUCGGAAAUCUACCAGCUACCUUCCGGGAUGCUGUUAUUGCCACGAACCAACUAGGAUACCAAUACUUAUGGAUAGACUCGCUUUGUAUCGUACAAGACGAUAACAGGGACUGGGAAACCGAAUGCCCCCGGAUGUCCUCUGUGUUUCAAGGCGCUACUCUUACUAUUGCUGUACCUGGAGCUAAAGACUCAUCCGUGGGGUUUUUACAUAAACGCCCGUUGCACGAUAACCCUGACUAUCAGCCCUGCGCACUUCAGUACCGCGAUUUUCAGGGUAACCCUACCAACACGAUUAAAAUUUGGUAUCCCGGGUUUCACCGUAUCAAGGAGGCCCCCAUAGAUCUGAAUGAGCGUUUAGCGCGUGUUAGGGAUCUUGGUUUCCUUCACGAUCAAUCACAAGUUCUUGGAAAGGAACCCGAAUCGGUUCUCAUAAAUCGCGGAUGGGUAGUCCAAGAGAGAAUGCUUCCUUCGCGUAUUCUUUACUUUGGGUCUUACCAAAUGUAUUUCGAAUGCAGUUUUCUCACCCAGGAUGAGUGCACUCAUGGCAACUCGGAAGACUUCUCUCAUUUCAAAUCCAUUCAACCCUUUUGUACGUGGAAGAAGUCACGAUGGUGGUUUUCUUUCGUCCGGGAGUAUUCCCAGCGUGCUUUGACUUUUAGCAGUGAUCGCCUCCCAGCUAUCUCAGGCAUAAUCCAUGCAUGCAAACCACCCCCUGGAGAAGUUUAUCUAGCUGGAAUCUGGAAGAACAACCUUCCCGAGGCACUUUUAUGGCGUGUCUCGAACAGAACAGAAAACACCGAAGGUCCGAUAGUCGCUCAUAUGGUCGAUGAGACCAACGAUAAAUCAUCGGCUAUCGUUGCUUGGCAGGGCUACGUGGCACCUAGCUGGUCCUGGGCCUCCGCCAACUACGGAGUCGACUUUGAAGAUUUUCAGUUCAAGAGAUUCGGGGGAGUAUCCACUCUUGAGUUUAUUUCAUGCUCGACGACUUUGGUCGACUCAUCAGCCGACGCUGAUCCAUACGGUCGCGUUAAAGCGGGCUAUUUGGAGGUUCGUGGUAAGCUGUGCAAAGCUGCCGUGACCCAGACGCCUGAUCCGAAGAUUAUGUACGCCUGGAAGCUAUCAUCGCAAGGAAUCUUCCAAACACCAGUCAAAUUCUUUCCCGAUGCUAUUUCAGAAUUACUCUCACAUAUCACGACUGACAUAAAUAGACCCUCCGAAAGCAUGGACCCAGGAGGCGCCUUUCCUGAACUGUAUGCUUUAGCGGUUGGGUUUACUGGAGGCUGGUAUGGCUUCGGACUUCUCAUCACGCCGAUAUUCGGAACCAAGAAUCAUUUUCGAAGAGUUGGGCUUUUAACGUUUUACAACGACUAUCGUGGAAAGUAUCUGAAAGAUAUGGCUAUAUGGUUCGGCGAAGGCCAGACAGAAGUGCUUACUAUUUUGUGA